Molecule: messenger RNA, 4713 nt
Organism: Pocillopora damicornis (cauliflower coral)
Lineage: Eukaryota; Metazoa; Cnidaria; Anthozoa; Scleractinia; Pocilloporidae
Biological process (GO): microtubule-based movement
Molecular function (GO): microtubule motor activity; microtubule binding; ATP binding
Source: RefSeq, a predicted model, not a curated record
CGUGUGAAGAAAUUGAGACUGAUCGAGACCGUGUUAUUAGUAAUGAUUCGGAAUAAAUUGUUCACAGUAUUUUGCAGGCUUUGAUUUAUAACGAUCAAGAUGUUUGAAAUGACUUAAGGGAAAGGAAAUAAAACAAUCGACAUGGCCUCGGUCAAGGUAGCAGUAAGAGUGAGGCCCCUUAAUAAAAGGGAGCGAGACAUGGAUGCCAAAGUUUGUAUCCAAAUGGAAGGCAAGAAGACGACAAUCACAAACCCUGGUAGCGAAGACAAAGAUUUUACAUACGAUUUCUCUUACUGGUCUGCAGAUAGUUCAGACCGUCACUUCGCUUCACAGGAACAGGUGUUUGAAGAUUUGGGUACAGACGUGAUACAGGCAGCGUUUGAAGGUUACAAUGCCUGUAUUUUUGCUUAUGGUCAGACAGGGGCUGGUAAAUCUUACAGUAUGAUGGGACAGGAGACUGCACCAGGAUUGAUACCAAGAAUAUGUCAGGGUCUGUACGCUCGCAUGGAAUCAAGUGGCGAUGACAAGACUGAAUUUAGGACUGAAGUUAGUUACCUGGAGAUUUACAAUGAAAGAGUUGGUGAUCUCCUUCGACCGGCUAAAGGAAGAGAGAAAUUCAAUCUCAAAGUGAGAGAGCAUCCAAAGGAAGGUCCAUAUGUACAAGAUUUGACAAAACAUGUUGUUAAAGAUUACGAAGGAAUAGAAAAUCUGAUGGAAGAAGGAAACACAAACAGGACUGUUGCCUCUACAAACAUGAAUGAUGUCAGUAGUAGAUCACAUGCAAUCUUCACUAUUUUAUUCACGCAGGCCAAGUUCUAUACUGACAUGCCCAGUGAAACUGUUAGUAAAAUCCACUUAGUUGACUUGGCUGGCAGCGAGAGAGCAAACUCCACUGGUGCUACAGGAAGCAGAUUAAAAGAGGGAGCUAACAUCAACAAAUCUCUUGUUACAUUGGGAACUGUUAUCUCAGCAUUAGCUGAAGCAAGUGAGAAUUCCAUCAGCAAAGAUCCCAAGAAGAAACUGUUCAUCCCUUACCGCAACUCAGUGUUAACAUGGCUACUGAAAGACAGUUUGGGAGGAAAUGCCAAGACAAUCAUGAUAGCAGCCAUAUCACCAGCGGAUGUGAACUAUUCAGAGACUCUUAGCACGUUACGUUACGCCAAUAGAGCCAAGAACAUCAUCAAUAAACCCACAGUCAAUGAGGUUUGUUAUUUAACUGAAUCAAUGAUUAUGAGUGGAGAUGGGAUGACUUACAUCGGAAGAGAGGAUGCAAAUUUUAAUCCUGAUAUAGUGUUAUCAGGACCUGGUGUUGAAGCUGAACAUUGUAUCAUGGAGAGUAUUGAAGGAACAGUUAUACUUCAUCCUAUCGCCUCCCUGUGCCAAGUGAAUGGGCUUCCUGUGGGCAAGUCACAGCGGAUCAGUCAGGGAGAUGUAAUUUUACUUGGAAAGACCAACAUGUUGCGGUUUAACCAUCCUCAGGAAGCUGCGAAAUUGAGAAAAAAGCGAUACUACGAGUCGAUGGAGAAUUUAGCGGACCUUAGUUCAGAGCCAGAGAGAGAACCUUCUUACAUGUUCUAUAAUGCCGGCUUGGAGCUUGAGCGUCAGUAUCGGGAAGAAACUCGGAGAAUUGAGGAACAAAGACGAUGUCUUGAAACUCAACAGAGAGAGGCUGCUGACAAACUAGAGGAAGCAAGACGUGAACUGGAGUUCCUCCGUUCUCAGCAACAGAGAGCUUCUGAAGUUCGAAGUGCAGAGGAGGUGGAACGAAGAAAGGAACUAGAAGCGAGUCACCAACAGUUAGAACUACAGAAGAAAUAUCUGGAGGAGAUACGAGAAGAACAAGAGCUGGCGCGAAAACGAGCCGAAGAUGAAAUAAGACAGGUGAAGGAAAGGAUCCGUCAAGAACAAGAGGAAGAAAGGCAGCGGCUGGAGGCUGAGAUGCAGCGCCUGGUGGCCCUUGAAGAAGAUCACAGGAAGAAGGUUCAUAUCAAAGAGCAAGAGAUGGGAAGAAUCAAGGAGGACCUGGAGAAAAAGUGGGACCAAGAACGACGACAGGUUGAAAUGCAGAGGGAAGAGGUGGCAAAACUUCAGCAGGAAAUUGAAGCUAAAUCACAAGAACUGGAAGCAGCUGAGCGGGAAGCAAGGGCUGCUGCACAGCGUAACAGCAUCGCAUCUUUAUCUGGAACUCUUAGUCCCUCUGCUAGCAGUGACGCCUUGCAAGGGUCAGCAGAAGGAAGCGAGGAAGCAGCUGAAGCAGCUGCCGAAACAAAAGCAGAAGCGGCUGCUGAAGCAGCUGCUCGGGCGGAGCCUGACGAAAAGUCACAACUUGAGGUACUUCGUGAACGACUUAGGCAGCUGGAGGUUGAUUACGAGGAGCAGCGGAAGGAAGCACAGAGAGAGGUGGCACAGGCUAAAGAUUCUGUCAGGCGAGUGGAGCAGGAAACGUUGGAGGGACUCCGCAGCCUCACUACUGGAAAGUCAGCCAUUGAAGGGGAGUGGCGGCGGCUGGAAGAGGUUCAGGCCAAGCACAAGAGGGCACAGGAACAGUCUUACGCCAAGAUUAGGGACGUACGGGAGAUGCUGGAGAACGCGGAAGAGGUGGAAGAAGCUUCUCUCAUAGAAAAGGAGAAGAUGAUCAUGGAGAGAAGAGCGGCGAGGAUGAAAGUUGAGGAGGCAAGACGGAGGUUGGAAGAGUUAGAAAACGAAGAUAAGGAAAGUGAGUUGACUGAAGCAGAUUUUACCAAAAAGAAAGAACUUCUAGAAUUCGAAACACGGGAAGAAAUAAAAGAUAUCAGGGAGGAACGGAAGAUCAUCAACGAACUGCUGAAUAAACAUCAAACAGCGCUGCAGAAAGCAACGCUAAUGGUGACGGAGACCAAGACUAAGCUUGAAAAACACCUGGAGAGCGAGAAGUUGAUCCUGAUGCCACUGCGAGAGAAGGUUGAGAGCUUGGUAAGGAAUGAACUCGGACCUCUGAUCGAAUACGAACAGGAGAUAGAGAAAAGGUGUGAAGACGUCGAUCGCGAGGGUCGAGAACGCAAGAAGCUCAUUUACAAGCAAAGGAGGCGGAUUGCGUUGCUGGAACGACAGCACAGCCAAGCGCUGCAGCAGGCAGAGAAGGAGACUUUGAACGAAGAAGAGCUGGAGGAGUUGGAGAACGAGAGAGAAGCUGAAAGGAGUUUGAUCAGGAAAGAGAAAGUGCGAUUGCUUGAGCUCGAGAAGAAGCACAAAGAGCAGCAGGAGGUAGCAGAGCUGACGAUUGGAGAAGCUGUACAGGAACUGGAGAAACGGAAGGGUACCGUCAACCAGCUGCUGGAGACCGAGAGGCGGAAACUCGCAGACCUGGAGGCUGUGCAUAAGGAGACGCUGGAGCACGUGGAACAAGAAUUAGAGCAGCGCUCAGAGAUCCUGCACCGAGUUAAGGAUAAAGUACAGAAGGAUAAACGGCAGCUGGCGAAGCUUGAUGUGAGGCAACAACGCUGCGCAGCGAAAGCUGCUGAGGAGUUGUUUCUCAUGGCGGACUUGUUGGAAAAGGAAAUGAGUGAUAAAGGAAAAACAGACGAGCUGUUAAGGAUCAAAGAACAGAGGAAAAAACUGCAGGAACUUGACAAACAAUUGAGAAUGGCGGAGAAGAGGGAAAGAACGUCGCGGGAUGAUCAAGAAAAUCAACAAUGCACUCUGCUAUAGACAUUCCCAACUUUCUCUAAACGUACCUGUGAUUUGAUAUUCGGGGAUAUUCCAAUCUUGUAGCAAAAAGGUAUUUCUGUUAGUUGUUAUAGAAAGAGUUAUUUUGAAGUAAGUAGGAAUCGCAAUAUAUCUAAAAUAGAUUGUCUCCCCGGGAACAGGGAACCUACUGAGUUUAGUUUCCCUUUAGUUUCGUGCGUUGAAGCGAUCUUUUAUUCUCCCUUACAUAUUUAUAGCUAAUGAUAUUUCGCUUUUGUGUGAUGAUAUUAGAAUGUCAAACGAAAGAAAAGGCUUCAACUAAUGUUUUUGCAAUUAUCUUUAUUAUUCGAAAUUAAAAAUCUAUUCAAGAACUUGUUUUGAUAUAUUUACCUUUCAGUUUAAUCGGUAUUUUUUUUUGAGAUGUUAUGUCAAAUGUCGUUGAAGUGACUCCGUAACUGUAGUUCUCGACAAGGUUAUUUAAGUAUCUUUGAAAUAAUCUGCAAUUGUAAAUAUUUGAGCCAGUGAAAAGUGAAAGUUGUAAAUUAAUGAAAGGUAGAUUUAUUUCGUUAACAAUUAGAAGGUGCUAAGGUGAAAUCUACUAGACUAUUAUAGAUUAAAUUGGUUAAUGAAACUAAAGCUUUUCGUGGCAAACAUUAUUUAAUCUAAAGUUAACUUAAAUGUCCUUAAUCCAAACAAGAUUUUAUUUAUUUCGAUGAAAUAAUUUAAGAUUUAGUUUUCCCUUUUUUCAAAUUUUCGCGGCGAUCAAGGCUGACAAUAAAUUGUACAAAGUAUAAAUUUCCCUGUUUAUAAGGUAUCAAUGGUGGAAUGGAGAUGUAAAAAAAAAUAAGUGUUGGGAUGCAGAACAAAACAGCGACAUCUCCGAGGGUAUAUCCCAGGGAUUUGAUAUCCCUGGGGUUUGGAACGGUUAAGAUCCAGAGAAGAAAAAUUUCUUAGAUUGUGUCCGCUGAAAUGUUGAUUGUUUGCAGAAUUGCAGGAUAAUGUGCUCUUGGUAAUUAAAAAGUCCAAACAAUAAAAUGUAAUGGGAUGAAA